CGUGCAAUUGUGAGCGCAUCAUGUCUUAUCUAAGCCGCGUUGCUUUACGUGGUACGUAUUCGGAUAUGUCCACUAACAUAACAUGUAUGUACCUCAGGGAAGGUGUGAUAGCCAUCAGGGUACCUGAUGUAGGUAGGUUUAAGCCGAGGUCACCGGAUUAGAACCAGCAUCCUUCCUACCAAUAAGAACGUAAAGUUCUGCUUAUCGAGCACGUAAUAUCGUAAAACGCAAUCAGAAACAGGAAAGGAAAAACCCACCUUCUCAACACAGUCAAGUUGCCGAUAGCUGUUGCUCCUCUUGUUCCUCUUGUUCCUUUUAUUCCUUCUUUGGAUCUUCUUGGUGAGGCAGCUUAAUAUCCUUGCCCUAUUUAUGCUGUACAAUUCUCGUAGACGCUGUAAUUAUCGUCAACUACCAUCAUGGGUGCGCAACAGUCUAAGAGUUCGCCCGAUGUCAUGGCAGCGGUCGCACAUGAACAAGCCAUCUUAGAACGUCUUCAGAAAUUUAGAUCAGAGGACGACUUCGUCUAUGUUGAAAACGAGAAGGGGCCGCUUUUCAACGGCGCUAUAUCAGGUAGACAGUCGGAAAAGCUGGCUAUUGAGCUCACCCAGAAUUGGCAGUCUAGGGUACUGGCAGAUCCUAAGAACAGAUUAGCUCUCUCGGCCUUCAGCUCUGCCAACCCACGAGAUGUUCUGGCUUCUCGUGCGACUAAGAUCGCAGACCAGCAGGUGUUCAAUAUUCGCAUACCGUUUGAAGGCGCGCCUAUCACAAACCAGCGAUCUUCGGGACGAUGUUGGCUCUUUGCUAGUACUAAUGUAUUCAGGAUUGCUAUUAUGAAGAAGUACAACCUAGAUUCAUUUGAGCUGUCGCAAGCUUACCUCUUUUUCUGGGACAAGCUCGAGAAAUCUAACUUCUUCCUUGAAAACAUCAUCGAGACUGCUGAUCAACCCUUAGACGGGAGGCUAGUUCAGAGGUUGUUCGCUGACCCCAUAAGCGAUGGUGGCCAAUGGGAUAUGGUUUACAACCUGGUUGAAAAGUAUGGUCUUGUACCCCAGACCUUAUACCCAGAUAGCUGGAAUGCUAUGUCGAGCAGCACCGUCAACUCUAUCGUCGUCGCUAAGCUACGCGAAUAUGCUGUUAUCCUGCGUGAUUUAGUCAACAGCUCGGCCACAACUGCCGCGAGCCUAUCCGCUACCAAAGAUAAGAUGCUGCGAGAAGUCCAUCUGAUCCUGACGUUGACUCUUGGACCUCCACCUAGCACGACUGAGGAGUUCGAAUGGAAUUUCAUUGACAAGGAAGGGAGAGCGCGAUCCGUGAUUUCGACGCCACACAAAUUCGCUAACGACAUCUCGUCUCAGGAUUUCCGCAUUACUAGCUCUACCAUCGCUAGCAUGGUUUCUCUGGUUCACGACCCCAGGCAUGAACCUCUGAACCUGAUGACUGUCGACCGUCUAGGCAACAUCGUGGGUGGUAGAGGAAUCACGUACAUCAACGUCGACAUUGAAACCCUGAAGCAAGCUUGCAUAUCCAUGCUGCGUGCCGGUCUUCCCGUGUUCUUCGGGUCCGAUGUAGGCAAGUACAGCGAGCGGGGUAGCGGCAUUAUGGAUAUAGAUCUCUUCGAUUAUGAACUUGGCUUCAAUGUUAGCCUCUACGGAAGCCUGGACAAAGCCGCUCGUCUACGCGUCGGCGAGUCAGCGAUGACCCACGCCAUGGUGCUGACGGCGGUCCAUGUCGACGGCGACGGCAGGCCCGUCCGCUGGAAGGUACAGAAUAGCUGGGGCACGGAUGUCGGGUCCAAGGGCUGGUUCGUGAUGAGCGACCGCUGGAUGGAUCAGUUCGUAUACCAGGCCGUGGUCGAUCCGAAGUUCCUCUCCAGGAAGGUUAGAGAUGUACUAACUAAGGAGCCGAUUGUGCUGCCUUUAUGGGAUCCUAUGGGCAGUUUGGCUUAAGUGAAAUAUUGAAGAAGGAAAUUGAAAUUUAGUCACAGAUGACGAUCAUGAUAAUGGCAACAUGCACGGAUGCUUUGAUCUACUAUCAGCAAUGGAUUCAAGCUCAUAAUGAGUAACUCAUGGGCACUUGGGAUAUUACAGUUGAUGGCUUUCGCAGGAUUAUGUUUUACAGCAACUUUAGCUCUAACCUAGGUUAUUUCCAAUUCACAUGCCGCCAUUCACUCUAUAUACCGUAUAACCGAGUUUCUUUAGGCGGCGAAUACAGGCUAAUGUACCUGAUUGCUACGUUCGUUCCAUCUCGACAGACAAAUUCUACGUAGCCG
Molecule: messenger RNA, 2269 nt
Organism: Daldinia caldariorum
Lineage: Eukaryota; Fungi; Ascomycota; Sordariomycetes; Xylariales; Hypoxylaceae
Product: peptidase C1B, bleomycin hydrolase
Exons: 3
Coding region: 417-1946 (509 amino acids)
Biological process (GO): response to toxic substance; L-homocysteine catabolic process; proteolysis
Cellular component (GO): cytoplasm
Molecular function (GO): cysteine-type aminopeptidase activity
Source: RefSeq, a predicted model, not a curated record